AUGCCUAUCCCUCUCACACCCUCUCGAUCUCUGUCAAAGAGGAACAAACCCCACACUCUGAUCCGAGAACCGACGUUCUACCAGGAAGCGUAUCUCGCUUCGAUCCCUUACAUCCAAACUAUAGGUAACCAGCUAAAGAGAGAUUGGGGAUUUAGAGAGAUCGACGAGGGAGAUGUGGCGAGAUUUCAGCCAUUCAUCCAAACCGACAAGGACGAACUACUUCUCAACUUGAUUUCCAAAUCUACAACCCAUCAUCUAAUUCAACUUCCUUUAUCCCUCUUAUCCCACCCACAUGGAAUCCAACGUCAUGUUCGAUUAUCGACAUUUUCGACCGUUCUCACAUCCACUUACACCCAUAUAUCACCAUCGACAUAUGAUAUCCCACCUUUGAAAGAUCUCAGAUCAUUUUUACAAUGCUUAUUACCUUCUUCUAAUGCUUUACUUCUAUCCCUUUCACCCCCAUCAGGGACUAUUGGCAGAUGUUCAGGUACUUCUGAAGAUAUGUGUAGACCAGACGAAGGAAGAGAGAAUGACAACGAGAACGAUAAGUUGAUUUCAAUCGAUAGCUGGAGACAAGAGAUCUCAGUGAUGUCUCCUCCUCCUCCGAGGAUCGCUACUCCCUCUCCGCAGUGGUUGGAUAGAAAUGAAGAUAUGCUGAGAGAUACAGUAGGAUGUGGUUAUUAUAGAAGACUGAGGGAGGUGGCGGAAGAUCAGAAAGAGAAUGAAAAUGGGUACGAAUUGGUACAGAUUCAGGAGGUGUUGAUCGAAUGA
Kwoniella botswanensis is the source of this 771-nucleotide messenger RNA. RefSeq lists its product as uncharacterized. The record is from RefSeq and is a predicted model, not a curated record. The transcript has 2 exons. NCBI's taxonomy places the organism in Eukaryota, Fungi, Basidiomycota, Tremellomycetes, Tremellales, Cryptococcaceae. The coding region runs from base 1 to 771 and encodes 256 amino acids.